Messenger RNA from Scatophagus argus, 6169 nucleotides. RefSeq names its product tripartite motif containing 9 (gene trim9). The transcript is spliced from 11 exons. The record is from RefSeq and is a predicted model, not a curated record. Bases 189 to 2378 code for a protein of 729 amino acids. Gene Ontology annotation, molecular function: zinc ion binding; protein binding. Lineage: Eukaryota; Metazoa; Chordata; Actinopteri; Scatophagidae.
UCUGCCUCCCCGGCACUGAUGCCUUUUCCUCAGCUCAAGGUUGCACUUGCAGUAAUCGCAGUAGGACGCGACUGGAGCUCCGCUUACGCACGAACAGGGCAGCAUACUAAUCAGCCGAGACUCAGCCGUAACUUCUCCUGUUUGUGUUUGCACUCCACAGAGGAAUCUCCCACCUCGCAGAAGCAGCCAUGGAGGAAAUGGAGGAAGAGUUGAAAUGCCCUGUUUGCGGCUCUUUUUAUCGGGAGCCCAUCAUACUGCCGUGCUCCCACAACAUUUGCUUGGCUUGUGCUCGGAAUAUCCUUGUGCAGACCCCCGACGCCGAGUCCCCACAGAGCAGCCGAGCCUCUGGAUCCGGGGUCUCCGACUAUGAUUAUCUGGAUUUGGAUAAAAUGAGUUUGUACAGUGAGGCGGACAGUGGGUACGGUUCCUAUGGGGGCUUCGUCAGCGCUCCGACCACCCCUUGCCAAAAAUCACCGAACGGGGUGCGAGUUUUCCCCCCGACUGUCCCCCAGCCUCAACCACAGCAGCACCUGCUGCCGCAGCCCGGCUCUUUGCCCCCGAUCCCCCGCAAUUCCUGCAUUACUUGCCCUCAGUGUCACCGCAGCCUCAUCCUGGACGACCGGGGGCUCCGCGGAUUCCCCAAGAACCGGGUGCUGGAGGGUGUUGUGGACAGGUAUCAGCAGAGCAAAGCGGCCGCUCUCAAGUGUCAGCUGUGCGAAAAGAGUCCGAAGGAGGCCACCGUGAUGUGCGAGCAGUGCGACGUCUUCUACUGUGACCCGUGUCGCCUGCGGUGCCAUCCCCCCCGCGGGCCCCUCGCCAAGCAUCGCCUGGUGCCGCCAGCGCAGGGGCGGAUAAGUCGCCGCGCGAGUCCCCGCAAAAUCUCCACUUGCACAGAGCACGAACUGGAGAACCUGAGCAUGUACUGUGUGCAGUGUAAGACGCCUGUGUGCUAUCAGUGUUUGGAAGAAGGAAAACACGGCACGCAUGAAGUCAAAGCUUUGGGCGCAAUGUGGAAACUGCACAAGGGUCAGCUGUCUCAGGCUCUCAACGGCCUGUCAGACCGAGCCACCGAGGCCAAGGAGUUCCUGGUCCAGCUGAGGAACAUGGUGCAGCACAUCCAGGAGAACGGAGUGGAGUUUGAGGCCUGUCUGGUGGCGCAGUGCGACGCCCUCAUCGACGCCUUGAAUCGACGCAAGGCCCAGCUGUUGGCUCGAGUGAACAAAGAGCACGAACACAAACUGAAGGUGGUUCGGGAUCAGAUCUCCCACUGCACGGUGAAGCUACGUCAGACCACGGGGUUGAUGGAGUACUGUCUGGAGGUCAUCAAGGAGAAUGACCCCAGUGGUUUCCUGCAGAUCUCCGACGCUUUGAUCCGGAGGGUCCACAUGACCGAGGGCCAGUGGGGGAAGGGAACACUCACCCCCAGGAUGACCAGCGACUUUGACCUCACUCUGGACAGCGGACCCCUCCUGCAGACGAUCCACCAGCUGGACUUUGUUCAGAUGAAAGUCCCAGCUGCUCCUAUGCUCCAGCUGGAGGAAUGCUGCACUCAGAACAACAGCGCCACGUUGUCAUGGAAACAGCCACCGCUCUCCACCAUCGCCGUGGACGGAUACAUCCUGGAGCUGGACGAUGGAAACGGGGGGCCGUUCAGGGAAGUGUAUGUGGGGACAGAGACCAUCUGCACGGUGGACGGGCUCCACUUCAACAGCACGUACAAAUCCAGAGUGAAGGCCUUCAAUGCCAGUGGAGUGGGCCAGUACAGCAAGACACUGAUCAUGCAGACCUCUGAGACGGGACUCCCUCCAUGCGAUAUUCAGUCUAUAGGCACAGUUGCUUGGUUCACCUUUGACCCAGCCUCCGCCCACCCGGACAUCAUCCUAUCCAAUGACAACCUAACGGUGACGUGCAACAGCUAUGACGACAGGGUGGUCUUGGGUAACUCUGCGUUCUCCCGUGGCGUUCAUUACUGGGAAAUGACCAUUGACCGCUAUGACAACCACCCGGACCCAGCCUUCGGGAUCGCUCGGAGUGACGUCCUGAAAGAUGUGAUGCUGGGGAAGGACGAUAAGGCCUGGGCCAUGUAUGUGGACAACAACCGCUCCUGGUUCAUGCACAACAACUCACACACCAACAGGACGGACGGUGGCAUCAAUAAAGGAUCGACAAUAGGAGUCCUCUUGGACUUCUCACGCGGGAUCGUUAUCUUCCUCAUCAAUGACGAGCAGCAGGGUCCAGUGGCUUUUGAAGGCUUAGAGGGCGUCUAUUACCCCGCUAUCAGCAUCAACCGAAACGUCCAGGUUACUCUACAUACUGGACUUCCCAUCCCGGACUUCUACACUCCCGGCGAAGCAGAUCCUACUGGUUCUGUGUGCUAAAGACUCAGCACUACCCACAGCAGCUGUGGAAAAUCUCUCCAGGAUUUCCCAGCGUUCAUCCUGCCAAUCAAUAACUAUGAGCUCCUAUCCUCACCCUCCCCACCUCCUCAUGUCCCCCUGACCGACUGACCCCAUGACUCUCUGUCAGGGGCCCCCAUCCAGCGUUGAGUCAUGCGUUUUUCAUGCUUAGAACUUGGACACGUGGACCAUGUGCAGGACAGUGUCAAACCUUUUAGUUUAGCAUACAGGUGGUUGAGGAAGAUAAAAAAUAAUUGUCAUCUCAAGCUGAUGGAUUUGGAAUUGUGUGCACUGACCCUAAUAUGUGCUUUAAGGGAAAGUUUGAAAUUUUGGAAAAUACACUAAUUUGCUUUCUUGCCAGGUGAAGACUGAAACCUCCCUCAUGUCCAUUUGCUAAAUAUGAAGCUACUGUGAGUCAGUUAGCUUAGCUUAGCUUAGCACAAAGAUGAGGUUCACUUAUUAAACCAUUAUAUCUUGUUUGUUUAAUUUGUACAAAAACAGAAAUGUAAAAUCAAGAUAUUGUGUUUUUUAUGAUGAGCACAAAAACUAGUCUAGCACAUAACUGUAUACAGAAGAUAAAACAUGUUAAUUAAUGAUAUUUAGAGGUGCUGGCAGGUGGAUUUUCAGGUCACUUCAAAAUCAAAAAUACAUAUAAUUCCUUCUACUUGUAGUGGUAUUUAUCCAUCUAGAUUGUUUUGGUAUGAGUUGCCAAGUUUUGGGAACCAUUUUCUUCCCGCAUCGCCGUGUAUUCACGGACGAGAGGCUCGCUAACUAACCUAUUGCUAUUGUUACAGCUCAGCUGAGGAGGAGGCCAAUAAUGUUUACAUCCCACCCUGUCAUGAGAACGAGCCUCUUGUCCGUGAGUAGGUUCUUCCUGCGCAGUAUUACAGUGUAGUUCGGUAGAAAGAAAAUCCCAAUGUUCUUCUAUUUUUAAAAAAAAAAAGAACAAACAAACAACAAUUUAGAUGUAUAAAUAACACAACAGGGAAGAGGAAAAAUAUGUUUGUUUGUUUGUUUUUUUUUAAUUUUGGGGCUAACUAUUCCUUUAAUAUUUAUUACAAAGCGUUGAAGGUGGUAUCGGUCCUCUCAUCUAACUCUAGGCAUCAAAGCAAAUAAGCAUAUUUCCUUAAGGAGGUUGUUUUGUAAAUGAAUUGACUCAGAAAAAGUAGCCCCAUCAUACCAUGAACAUACAGUUCAGAAUAUCCUUCGUUAUUAUUCUUUUUUCUUAGAUUUAUUUCUUUUCCUGCUGUCAGUCGUGAUCAUCACACGUUUGAAACAGCAGGGGGAGCAUGAGAGGAGGUCUUUUGUGUGUGCUUUGCAUGGUGGCUGGUUGGGUUGAGGCCGGUCAGCAGCUGCCAAGACCCCCAAGUACGAGAGCAAUAGUCCGACUCUCAGCCGCGCCGCUGUCGUAUCCUCGUCCUUGUACAUGAGACGCUUUUCUUAGUGGCUUAGCUCAUGUGAACCUUCUGUACUUUCUGUUAAAACAAAAAAAAUAAUGCAGCAAUGGCGCACUAAAUGCUACUGGAAGCGAGGCCUUCAUGCACCCUUUUCUCUCGAAACAGGAGGGACAGAUUUUAGUUUGACGUAUCACAAAAGGAAGCAAGCAAUUCUGUGCAUUGAUAAGUGUUGAAAAUGGGUUAAAGAUGGCGACUGUGGAGCCGCUUGAAAUAAGGUGCUACAGCAGCUCGCUUCAUUCUAGCUUUUUUACUGUAGGUGACUGAAUCCGGUAGUUUUGUAAUAUUGUUAUUGAAACAAUCUAUUGCAAAGAGGUGUAUAGUUAAAAUAAGUUAUUGAUGUUCAGAGUUUUUCAAUGAGAGUUCAUCAUUGUUCCUUUAUUUGAUGUAUAGUUAUUACAGAAGAAAAGAUACUGAAUCUUUUUGUCACUUUAAAGAUGAAGUUUGAAGUUUGUUCCUGAACUGAAGAGGCUUUGCAGUAAUUGUGAGUUUAUGUCCCAAUAAAGCAACAGGAAAGGUGAUGAUGCCCUCGGACGUUUUUGGCGGCGUCGCACUUGGGCAACAGCCUCCUCAACAGGAAGCAACGUAAGAUAGUUUUUUUGAGGAAAAGACUAAGCUAUGCUAGCACUUCUGUGAUGCUGGCAAGAUAACAUCCUCAACAUUGCUGACAUUUAGCAGAAAUAAUCUGUCAUGUUUAAUGUCAUAGUUUAGCAUCUUAACAACUGCUAGUUAGCACCAAACACAAAGUACAGCUGAGGCUGACGGGAAAGUCUAGUUUUGCUGGUAUUUGGUUAUAAACCAAAGUAUCUGAGAAAUUGAAUAAAAAAAAUGUUUUCUGCAUUCAGUUUGAGGAAACUGCUGCCCUUAAAACUGUCCAAAAAAUGUUCCCAGUGCAUCAAAACACGCAUACAGUACACGUCUAGCAUUUACAUGAGGUGCUAUCCUGUGUUUUAGCUUCAUGGGUGUGCCUUUUCCCCUCUUCCCAAAAGAUUCAUGAAACUUUGCUACAGACCAGAUUUGUUGCUUCAGCUGAGUCAACUGUAACAUCUGUGAUGCCUGACUUCACCUGCUGCUACUAUUUUUUCUAUCAGUGAAAAGGGCAAACUCAACAAUAGUCAUGUUUGUUAUAGUUAUAAUAACCACAGAACUGAAGGGAAUAUUAGAGUCAGGUAUUUUAAGGCGUCUUUCUUAACUUUCUAAAUCCUUUUCUACCCCUACCCCCUUUCUACCGGGCGUAAUGCUGGUUAGAAAGCAUUUCCAACUGAUGGCUGCUCACAUGGAUGCUAGCAUGACUGCACAUAGUAUACCCUUCAGUAAUCUUCGGUAUGAUAUGUGCAUGUGUGCUGACAAUGGUGAACUAAACUACUGCAAGUUGCACAGGCUUCUCUGCAAGGCUGGAUUGAAGCUUUGAUUUAUGCAACAUUUAAUUGGUGGUUUUUCAAGGUAAGCCUUUUGUCCUGCUGUAAUUAUAAUACUAGAGUACAAAAGCAACCCAUUCAGCAGUGGGUCACUGCGGAGCAAGAGCUUCCUUUGACUCAUGCAGAGACAAGAGCAGCCAUUAUCACAGCAUUACACAACCUCAGAUUCUGGAACGAAUAAACAAAACAACUUUAAUUCAGCUAAAGAGUUCAUUAAAGGGAUAUUCCUUACGUCCAGUCGGAGAUGAUGCACACGUCUGUUACUUUUCAACAGAAAUAAUGUUCUCAUGGAGCCUUUUCUGUAUAAAUCUGUGAGGUUGUAUGAACUUCUUUGAUUGGAAAAUAACAUAUAUGUGUGUUUCUGUGCUGAAGGUGCUGACAUUAAAAGGUGUGUGAUUGUAACAUUUAUUAUUUCUAAACCAGCCAAAUACACUUAAGUGAUAUUUAAAUUAGACCUGAGGAUGAUUUAAAGCCUAACAUACAACAAGCUUUUAUGAAUUAUUAGAAAACUACACACAGUCGCUGUGCGACACUGGGUGUUAAAUCUCCAAAUGUACAUACAUAUGUGAGUGUGUGUGUGUGUGUGUGUGUGUGUGUGCGCGCGGGUGUUACCUGCAUUAUAACCUCAUUUUAACUCCAAAGUGGUUCUUUUUGCCCUGUUUGAUCCGAGGUGGAAUGUCAUCAGUUGAUAUUAUUAUUUAGAGUGAUGCUGAGAUAUGUCUAUAAAGAAUUUUAAGUGAACAGUUAUGACUAUGAUUUUAACACAUUAUGAUUAUUAUGAUUGCUAUUAUUAUAUGUCUAUCAUUAACACAUUACUGCUAUUAUUAUGAUGAUCUGAAGUGUAAUAUGAGCCUCUGUGUUUUUGUAUGUGUGACUAUUCAAUAAAUAGGUGUCAACAAGG